Molecule: messenger RNA, 432 nt
Organism: Cyanistes caeruleus (blue tit)
Lineage: Eukaryota; Metazoa; Chordata; Aves; Passeriformes; Paridae
Source: RefSeq, a predicted model, not a curated record
UCUGAGAUUGAAUGUGUGCUUAGAAAUGAGGUUCUCACAUGGAACAGAGACAUUCCCACCUGUCAGGCGAUUCCCUGUGCACCCCCUCCAGAAAUCGCAAAUGGGCAGCACAGUGGGAUGGACAAGGAGCAUUUUGUGUACGGGGAUUCUGUCACCUACUGGUGCCACAGCCCCAGGAGGGGGCAGAGACCUUUCUCCCUGGUGGGAGAGGCCACAAUUAUCUGCACAACCACGGAUAACAUGAACGGUGUGUGGAGCAGCCCAGCUCCAGAAUGCAAAGUGGUGACGUGUAAGCAGCCAAGAGUGGAGAAUGGGAAGCUGCUGAGCGGGUACCGACCCCACUACACCUUUGGGGACACCGUGGUGUUCGACUGUGACUUGCACUACAGCCUCAGCGGCAGCGGGGCCUCCAGCUGCAGGGACAGUGACCUC